AUGCGGCCCAUUAUUCCUCUCAUAACCGUAUGUUUCUAUACUCUUCUAUCGAGUGGAACCUCCAGCGGUGACGAUAGAAGAUGGCUGGUCUCCCUCAUAGACCUCGUAGAGCUGGACUAUCAAGACCAAUGUGGCCAGCGAGCUACAGCAACGUGGGAAGAACUUAUAGGAAAUAGCAAAGGUCUAUCGUUAAAACUGGAACGAGACAAAGCCUUCGGCAUUUUCGCUAGACAGCAGAAAACGGAUGUGAGGACAGCCUUCAAUUCUCAUUCCUUGACGGCUGACGAUGAUAUUCUUCGAAGGAGGAUCAAACUGCUGUUACAACCUGGUGAUUCCUUACUGGAACCUGAGCAGUGGAUACGGCUGGUGACAUUUGCAGACACGUCGCUCAACCACAUCAGGUUCGCUACGGAUUAUGACUGUGGAGCAAAUGGAAACUGCACUCUUAGAGAAAUGCACAAUAGCUUAUCUAGGGAGCAAGAUGAAGACAUUUUAAAGCGAAUGAAAGCAUCUUGGGAGAAGAAGCUGCCGAAUAUAAAUGAAUAUUUGGACAACAUUUUGCCGAUUCUUAGAAAUGCGUCGAAAGAAAAUCUUUAUAACACCGUCGAAGAGUAUUGGGAUGCUCUAGUGGAGUAUGAAGGUGCUAUGCUGAAGGCACGCGAGAUUUGGGAUCAUGUCAAGCCCUUAUACAUAAAGUUAAACAAAUAUGUUGCUCUGAGGUUGAAGGGCGCUGAUGCUGUUGGGAAACCAAUACCAAUACACUCACUUAGAUCUCUAACGGGGGACGACUGGUCCAAUCUUAUUGAAAUUCUAUUACCUAAGCAUUCGGAUAUCUACCAAAAGGUUUAUGCUAAUCUACAUUUAAUGGACAUGGGAGGUCUAAACGCGUACAAAGAAGCUGAGAAAGUUAUAAGACAUCUUAAUUUCGGUGAAAUUCCACCAGAAAUAAUCACCGAAUCGGAUUACAACGGCACAUGUCCUUCGACGAUCGUCGACUGGUGCCAGCCAAAUAAGGUUAAACUGGUUACAUGUAAAGAUGUCAGUAUAUCGAGCUAUAUGGAAGCCCAUGAGGUUGCAAUGAAGAUAAAGUAUAAGCUUAUAGCUGCAACACACAGUAAUAAUACUUAUGCCCUUCGUGAAGCUCCCAGAUAUUCAGCUGUCUACGAGGCGAUACCUGGCUUCGUAUCAUUGCUCUCCAUGAACCCUCACACUCUCGAUCGUGCCGGCCUGUACACCUUGGACAGAUUCAAUUUUAACCCGAACUAUCACCGCUUAGUUCUGCAGCUCCUUAUAGCCUUGAGAGAUUUGCCAAAAUUAAACUUUUAUAUGGCCGUGGACGAAUGGCGUCUUCAAGUUCUGAUGGGCAAGAUUCCCUUCCCAAAAAUAGCGAGCAGUUGGAGCGAAUUCCGCAAGAAUUUCUCUUUGAUCGAAUCUUCUAACGUCGAUCUUUUGGGCGACCCUUACGUACUUUCGAAUAAACCGUAUAUUGGGAAAUUCAUGGGACUAAUUUUAAAAUAUCAAGUUUACCAAUCUUUUGCUGAAGAGUUGAUGUCUGAUGAUGGUGAUUUAGUUACGCAUGUUUCUGAAAACAACCAGCGAUUAAUAGACACAAUGAUGCAAGGAUACGCGUUCGUCUGGACUGAAAUGGUCAGUGACUUACUUGCUAAACGUGAAAAUGGCUUAGAGUAUACAGGCCUUACAGAUUACUUCAGACUUUUAGAUGAAUAUUUAGAUAAUCAGUUAGAUCCAGCCAGUGAGAACACAUUCGAAGAAUACGUGGAUCCGCCAACUGAGGUGGAACCAGACGAAAAUGAAAUACCAGAUGAUAAUAAAGCGCAAGAUUAUAUAGCAGAAAAGGAGGAAGUCGGACCGCCAACACAUGAAGACAUCAAUGAGAAUAUUAUAGAUACGGACGAAGAAACUCAUGUGAAAACGGGUAGCGAUGCUUCUACAGUUGGCGUACUGGAAAUUAAGAAUCCCGUUGCAGCAUCAGACCAUAACGAAAACGUCAAUCCUCAGGAAGCAUCUUAUAACGUAUACUGGUGGAUAGGCAUAGGUGUCGCGAUAGCAGUUGUCGUGAUCUUGGUCGCGAUAAUUGCGAGAAAACGACACGGCCACAGAAAACAAUUAGAACGGCAAAGGCGUCAAAACUCUCGGGCCUGA
Messenger RNA from Leptosia nina, 2163 nucleotides. The record is from the annotation of a GenBank genome assembly. Lineage: Eukaryota; Metazoa; Arthropoda; Insecta; Lepidoptera; Pieridae.